CUCGAGGUUUAUUCUGUCAAGUCGCCGCAGUUAUCUCACGCGAAGCAUAGUCUUUUUGGCGACUGACUAAUCAACACAAUAAAUGCUUCAAUCGCAGCACAUAGGUUUCUCUUUAUCAUCCCGAUUCAUUUCCACGGGCUUUACCAUUUCUCAACCCCUCCAAAACCUUUGUUCGACGUCUACACACGAGAAAAAGGGUUGAUCCAACCAUGAUCAGCGGUCAAAUCUCUCUCGCCGACUUCUUCCGCUUUACCCGUGGGCGAUUCCUUUCAGAUGAGCCCCAUCACAUCUCGCAGACUACUGUGAAAUUUAAACUUGACGAGCUUGAACGACUGGCCGUUGACUCCGCCGCAACACUUAGCAAGGCCCCUCUAGAAUGCGUGAAAACUGAGAAAUUACCGGAUGGAAUGCACAACAAAGCGAUUCGCUUUACAAUGAACAACGGAGUCCAAGUCGUGGGCAAGAUCCCGAAUCCAAACGCAGGGAAAGCACACUUCACAACAGCUUCAGAAGUUGCCACUAUGGAUUUUGUAUGUCGUAUUUAUACCUAUAAUCAUCCUGGAUUUUACAUGCUGAUACCCUGCAGCUGUGAAACGUUCUUAAAAUACCUAUCCCACAUGUUCUGGCUUGGAGUUCCACGUCCAAAAAUGACGUCGGGGCCGAAUACAUCUUGAUGGAAAAUGUACCCGGUGUUCCAUUAAGUAAG
Molecule: messenger RNA, 706 nt
Organism: Aspergillus uvarum CBS 121591
Lineage: Eukaryota; Fungi; Ascomycota; Eurotiomycetes; Eurotiales; Aspergillaceae
Exons: 2
Coding region: 210-674 (154 amino acids)
Cellular component (GO): mitochondrion
Source: RefSeq, a predicted model, not a curated record